AUGUCAGACAUUCCUAGAGAAAGUAAUAUCUCUAAAUGUUUUUUUAUCUCUCUUUUUUUCUCCUUUUAUCUUGUUCUAUGUCGGGAAUAUCCGGAGCACACGUUUCUCAAACGGAGGGAGAUUAAAUUAUUGUUCAAAGAGUUCAAAAACUUGGACUAUGAUGCAGUAUCGAUGAACAGGAAUUGCGAAUUACCAAUGGAAGUAAUUCAAAAUAGCUCACGGCUGAAGGUGAAUCCUUUCCGUAAACGAAUUUGUCAGGUAUUUUCACACAAUGGAACCGGAGCGAUGACUUUCAUAGAUUUUCUUGACAUGAUAUCUGUCUUCAGCGCUAAAAGUCCUCUGCAGAUAAAGCUGGAAUAUGCAUUUCGAAUCUACGAUUUUGAUAAUGACAAUGUAAUUCAAAUGAAUGACAUAAAAAAGACAAUGAAGUGUCUGAGUGAUGCCCAGGGUCUUCACGAGGAGGACCAGCUCACAGAGGAACAAAUGGAAUUAUUAAUUGAAAAGGUGAUUGAAGAAGCCAGUAUCGACACUGAAAGAGGCAUUAGUUUUGAAGAAUUUUGCACUGUAUUGAAGAAAAUCCCAUACUUCUUGGAGUAUUUCCAGAUGAGACUAUAA
This is a messenger RNA of Acanthosepion pharaonis, 615 nucleotides long. The record is from the annotation of a GenBank genome assembly. Lineage: Eukaryota; Metazoa; Mollusca; Cephalopoda; Sepiida; Sepiidae.